This is a messenger RNA of Lampris incognitus (smalleye Pacific opah), 3741 nucleotides long. RefSeq names its product kelch-like family member 21 (gene klhl21). Lineage: Eukaryota; Metazoa; Chordata; Actinopteri; Lampriformes; Lampridae. The transcript is spliced from 5 exons. The record is from RefSeq and is a predicted model, not a curated record. The coding region runs from base 419 to 2260 and encodes 613 amino acids. Gene Ontology annotation, biological process: protein ubiquitination. Gene Ontology annotation, molecular function: protein binding.
CAUACCGUCCCAUCUUGCGGUCACGCAAAUUAGUUACCCACGUGAUAGCUACGUCAUAGUCUCCAUCCAAUGAGCGACGUCGUAGUGCGCCAGUCGAACGUGACGAGACACGGAAUCAUGGCGCCCAGGAUUCCUGACCUGUGGUGGUAGAUCUCCCUGCAUCGCGAUCUUUUAAAUUGUCCUCACGGUCUGAAGCCCUUAACGGAUUCCUGGAUGAGUAGGCAAAAUACUUUCUCAUGUCAGUUCUGUUUAUCUCGGUGGAAGUGUCGUGGUUUCUUCUUCUAAGUUGGAGACAGAUCGACAUACAUGAUGUCUGAUAUGAGAACAUAAACCACGGUCUGGAUGUCCUGCUGCUGUUCGAUGAGAAAGGUAUUCUGAACAUAACCACCAAAGACUAAGUGACCCAGAGGGAGGAGCGAUGGAGAAGCCAUUCCUUCAGACCCAGCAAUCCACACUGCCCUUCUUUGACACAGCCCAUGCCUUCAACCUGCUUCGGGGAAUCCAUGAGCUUCGUGCCGAACGCAAGUUCUUUGAUGUCACCUUGUGUGCAGAGGGCCGUGAGUUCCACUGCCACCGCACAGUGUUGGCUGCUGCCAGCACCUACUUCCGAGCCAUGUUUGCUGGGACUUUGAGGGAGAGUGCCAUGGACCGCGUGGUCCUGCAUGAGGUGUCGGCUGAGCUACUGGGCCUGCUGGUAGAUUUUUGCUACACGGGCCGGGUCACUGUCACCCAGGACAAUGUGGACCUUCUGCUGAAGACAGCUGAUCUGUUUCAGUUUCCCUCUGUCAAAGAGGCUUGCUGCGCAUUCCUAGAGCAGCGCCUGGAUGUCUCUAACUGCCUGGAGAUUCAGGACUUUGCGGAGGCCUAUGCAUGCCGAGAGCUGGCUGCCAGCGCACGCCGCUUUGUCCUCAAAAACAUCAUGGAGCUGGCUAAAGGAACGGACUUUGAGCGGUUGCCAUGGAAGCGGCUCCUCGAGUUCGUGUCGGACAAUGAGCUUUGUGUGGACAAGGAGGAGACAGCCUAUCAAAUUGCUGUGCGCUGGGUAAAAGCAGAUCUCCAAAGGAGACUGCACUACUGGCCUGAGCUCCUCCAGCAGGUUCGACUUCCUUUCGUCAGGAGGUUCUUCCUACUGGCCCAUGUGGAGAGCGAUCCGCUGGUCUACCUUUCACCAACCUGCCUCCGUAUGGUCAGUGAGGCCCGUAGCUUUCAGUCCUGCGAGUAUGACCGCCAUGACAGACCGUGCCACCGCAUGCGGCCGCGGCCCUCCACCGGGCUGGCUGAGAUCCUUGUGAUGGUGGGAGGGUGCGACCAGGACUGUGAUGAGCUGGUCACUGUAGACUGUUACAACCCUCAAACUGGACAGUGGCGCUACCUGGCGGAGUUCCCUGAUCACCUUGGAGGUGGCUACAGUAUAUCUGCCCUCGGAAAUGAUAUGUAUGUUACAGGUGGUUCUGAUGGCUCUCGCCUAUAUGAUGGUGUGUGGCGCUACAAGUCCAGUGUCAAUGAGUGGACAGAGGUGUCACCCAUGCUGAAGGCCCGCGAAUAUCACAGCUCUUGUGUACUGAAGGGCCAACUUUAUGUGGUGGCCUCUGACAGCACUGAACGCUACGACCAAGCCUUGGACUGCUGGGAGGCCCUGCCACCCAUGCUGCACCCCAUGGACAACUGUUCCACCACCACUUGCAGCGGGCGUCUUUAUGCCAUAGGCACUUUGACAGGAGAGGACACCAUGGCUAUCCAGUGCUAUGAUGCAGACACCAACCGCUGGUCCUUAGUCAACUGUGGUCAACUGCCCCCAUGGUCCUUUGCUCCUAAAACUGUCACGCUCAAUGGCCUCAUCUACUUUGUAAGGGAUGACUCAGCUGAGGUUGAUGUUUACAACCCUCAGAAGAAUGAGUGGGACAAAAUCAGUCCGAUGAACCAGGUCCAUGUAGGAGGUAGUGUUGCAGCACUGGGAGGUAAACUAUACGUAUCUGGUGGCUAUGACAACACGUUUGAGCUGUCAGACGUGGUAGAAGCCUAUGAUACCACCACCUGCACUUGGUCCCCAGCUGGACGACUACCCCAGCCGACCUUCUGGCAUGGCAGCGUCAGCAUAUUCCGCCAGUUCAUGCCCCUUGUGGCCAGUGCAUUCGAACCUGUCGACAUACCUGAGUCGAAUGCCAUCCACUUGCACCGGCACCAACGUAAUCAGGCUCUACACAAUCUCAACAACAAUUUCAACCAAGACCAGAACCAGGACAUGAACGCAGCACACUGAGUUUGGAUCCAGUCAGUCCCUCACCCCUCCAUAGUACCAUUGUUGGUUUAAUGUGAAUUCAAUUCAUCGCAACACCAAAGCUGUAAGGAUAGAGGAGAAUGAGAAUGCACUUUGUGGCUGAGCAUGAAUUUUCUGAGCUCCUUGUAAUCUACUCGCCUGCCAUGCUGUCAUACUGAUCAGCCCUCAUUUCCCUGAACAUACUUGCUGACUAAAUGGAUUGUAGACCGGCAAGAUGUCUCCAUGUAUGGACUUCUUUGUAACGGCAGGGGAUAACUUUGGAUAUUUUUUUUUAAUUUGGAUUUUUUUUCUCAAUUUGCAGUUUAGAAGAGCAAGAGCCAUCAUCCAUUGGAAUCAUUAGCAUUAAUCAGUUUACAUUCCAAAACAUAAAGCAAUUAUAAUUGUUAUCUAGCACUAACUAAGCUUAUGGCUUAGUUGGGUUCAUAAAGAGCUGAUUUGCUGGGAGACAGCGUCCCUACACCCCAAACUGCACUGAGGAAUAUGCAAUUAUCGAGUAGAAUGUGAGAAUAGAUGCAUGUGAUACAACCUUUUCCGAGUUAUUCUGUCACUGAAGAUAACUUACUGGCACCACCUCUUUUUCUCAAUGCCUGGUGUCAUCACUUCUGACCCCUGACAGGGCAAGCUGUAUGACUGACAUAAUGUGCAUGAGGCAGCAUUUUCAUAGAAAAUCAUUUUUAUAAAUGUUGUGCUGUUUUAGAUGUUUACUUAUGGAUUUAUUUAUGCAUUUGUAGAUUGGUAGUGCUUUUUUAUAGCAACAUGUAACAACAGUAAUGACAAGUGGUACGCGUUGGUGGCAGGUCUGCGAUCACAACUGGAAGUGCUAAGAAUCUCUCAAUUGGUUCUUGUGUAAAAUAAUAUUCAGCUUUAACUGAAAUGUUUUGAAGUGUCACUUAAUAGUAAUGCAAUAUAUAUAUAAAUAUAAUAUAUAUUAUAUAUUUAUAUAUAUAUAAAUAUAUUAUUAUUUUAUUAUUAUGUUUUUCGCAGUUUUAAUACAAGUUUGUUUUUCAUAGUUUUCAAAAAGGCUUGUGUUUUGAAACGUUUUUGUAAUUAUCAUAUCCCUUUCCUCAGUGUGGUUAUCAAAAAUAAAACUGCAGGCAGAACUUCAAGCACAAUCUAAAAUUGUUUUUCCACUAGGAUAUUGUGUAGAGGAUUGUCAAAGAAGCUUUGACCUGCACUCAUCCUUAGGAAAAAAAAAUACAUGUGUGCCCUGAUAAGGGCUCAUCGAGCGAUAUCAUCACGUAAGUUUGUGUGAAUGCAAAAUGAUCUAAUUUAUGGACUCUGGAAAAAACUUUGGCAAAAAGACCAUUUCAUGCCAAUUUUCCCAAGUCUGCUCACAAUAUGCACAUUGAUCAAAGGUGGCUUAAUUAAAAAAGAACAAAAAAACAGUCACAAUACAACUACACAAAUAACCUUAAUAGGCAUGCAUGUCACUUUACCAAUAAAAGUAUGAGAGUUAUAACCCA